Molecule: messenger RNA, 2101 nt
Organism: Pimephales promelas (fathead minnow)
Lineage: Eukaryota; Metazoa; Chordata; Actinopteri; Cypriniformes; Leuciscidae
Product: deoxycytidine kinase 2
Biological process (GO): nucleobase-containing compound metabolic process
Cellular component (GO): cytoplasm; mitochondrion
Molecular function (GO): ATP binding; deoxynucleoside kinase activity
Source: RefSeq, a predicted model, not a curated record
UGACCAUGUGAAUCUUGCCGCGAAUUUCAAGCAGUUCAAAACUGUUUAGGCGCGCACGGAAAGAGUUUAGCUAGUUUUAGAGACUUUUAAAAAUAUAUAUAAAACAAAUCAAGUAGUUUUAUACGAUAAUGGCUACUCCUCCCAAGCGAUUUUGUUCAAGCCUCGACGUUGACCUCAGUUUCGAAAAAAGGGCACUGAAGAUCUCAAUAGAGGGAAACAUUGCUGCAGGAAAGUCAACUUUUGUGCGGUUGUUGGAUCGGGCAUCAGAGGAAUGGGAGAUCAUACCAGAGCCCAUUGGGAAGUGGUGCAAUGUGCAAACCACAGAGAACGAGUAUGAGGAGCUCAGCACAUCCCAAAAGAGUGGAGGCAACCUACUACAGAUGUUAUAUGACAAGCCCAGUCGCUGGUCUUACACUUUCCAGACCUACGCUUGCCUGAGUCGUGUCCGUUCACAGCUUCAACCUCCUUCUGCCAAACUUCAGCAGGCAGAGAAACCGGUCCAGUUCUUUGAGCGUUCUGUCUAUAGUGAUCGAUAUGUGUUUGCUUCCAACCUCUUUGAGUCUGGAGAUCUGAAUGAGACCGAGUGGGCCAUCUACCAAGACUGGCAUUCGUGGCUUCUCACUCAGUUUGAGUCCCAGAUUGAGCUCGACGCCAUGAUCUAUCUUCGGGCUGAUCCCGAGAGGUGUAUGCAGCGCCUUCAGUUCCGAGGGCGAGAGGAGGAACAGGGGAUUCCACUGGAAUACCUGGAGAAGCUGCAUUAUAAACACGAGUGUUGGCUGUCCAACCGAACAACAAAGUUGGAUUUUGAGUAUCUUAAAGACCUGCCAAUACUGGUCCUGGAUGUUAAUGAGGAUUUUAAAAAUGACAGAAUUAAGCAAGAAGGUGUGAUUGACAAGGUGAAGGAGUUUCUGAGCACCUUGUAGCCUCUAAAUGUAAAUUGAUCUGUGUGAAUGAUGUACAUCGGCGAUUCCUCACUAGUUUUCUCUGGUCAUUUGAAUGAAUUUCUGAUUGUAUUUUAUUUAGAUUGUUGUACAUAAUGUAUUUUUAUAGAAUUAAAGCCUCGUUUUUUUUUACACAGAUUUUUUUAAAACUCUUCUGCCAUGUAAACUGAAGCAGGACAUGACGUCAUUUGUAAAGUGCAGAACAUUUUUGGACAAACAAGCCAUUGGCUUUUAGUGCAGAGAUUAGUAUUUAUAUAAGUUUUGUCAUUAGGUCUGAAAACAUUCCUUUAGGGAAAAUAUUAAAGUUAAUAUUACAGGGUUCCCACAGACAUAGGAAAGUCCAGUUUUAAUGGUAAAUGGACUGCAUUUAUAUAGCACUUUCACAAACCCAAUGGCCACUAAAAUGCUUUACGUAUUGUCUCACAUUCUAACACAUUCAUUCACCGACGGCAGUGUCAGCCAUGCAAGGCACCAUCCAGCUCGUCAGGAGCAGUGAUUGAACACUGAAUGAUGAUUUACACAAUUGAAGAGUUGUAGCAAUAAAUAAAAUCUCCAAAUGCAUCUAGAUAUUCUCUGUUCUUAAAAAUGUCAUACUCCUGUAAUUAUAUCUCUAAUUCAGGCUGUAGGAAUGCUGACUCGCUCAGUAAUGAGGACCUGCUGGCUCAUUCUGUGAUUUAAGAGUUCAUUAUUAUAAUUAAGAUUGGUUUCAUAAUUUUCAGCUUUCAUGGUCAGUGUCAAUUAAUUUAUUUCCAGGUUAAUUUGAUCUGACUGGUUUACUCAUUUAAAAUGUAAGAAAUGUAGCACUGUUUUAAAUGCCAUACAGCUCAUUUGACAUGAGAAACAAUGAAAUGCCCUUUCAAUACCGUAUUCAUGAACAAUUGUGGCAUGUACAUAUGACAAACAGGUUAUGUGGCUGGCCCAUGUUCAUAUUUUACACUCAAAGUGAAGAGUAUGAAGAUACUUUUUUUAAAACAAUAUUAUGAGAUCACUCAAAGCCAAUGUAUGCAGUGCUAAUAGAUGAAACAAGUAAUUUAACAAAACAUUUCACCUGAAAAACCUUUCACAUGUAAACAUAAACUGAGUUUUAUUAUUAAGAAUAUUAAAAUGUCACAUUGUUUAUUGAUAAAUAAACCACUGUCUUUUGUUGAAAAAAUGUUUAA